AUGGAAAGCGAGGGAGGAGGGCGUACGAGUCGGCGGCGGGGCCAGGGCGGAGGAGUUGUGGCUGAGCAACACCGCGGUGGCAGCGGAGGAGGCGGAGGCGGAGGCGGAAGGGAGGUGGCCCCGCUUCAAGUGAUGCUGUCGCAGCAGGUGGAGGCGGAGGUGGCGCACAAGCUCAAGACGCUCGAGGAGCAGCGGCACCAGAAGCUGUGGAUGGCCCAGCGCUGGCGCGAGUACGCCCAGCGCAACCUCGAGCACACCUACGCCUCGCAGGUCCAGCAGGCCCAGGACGAGUACGAGUUCGAGCGCCAGGAGCUGCUCGAACGCCUCAGUGGCAGCCAGUCGGGCGGCCGGGCCGCCAAAGGUGGUCGAGCGGGCCAACGUGGUGCGGCCAACGGGGCGGCAGGCCUCGGCCGAGGCUUCGAUGAUGGACGGCGGCGGAGGAGGCGAUGCCAACGCGCAGCUGCAGGCCAAGCUGCGGAAGCUCAACCGCCCCUGAUCAGCUACACCCUCACGGACGACGAGAUAGUGGAGGACCUCAACAUCAUUUGCAACCGACUGUCGGCCUUCAGCAACGACAUGAAGAAGACCAUGUUCCAGGAGGCGCUCGGAUAUCCGCCGGCACCUUCGCUCCCUCCGCCCAACAACUACCCGCCGGCAUCGCCUCCGCCUUCUUCUUCUUCUACGUCAUCUCCGUCGUCGUCAACUACGCUUCUGCCCAACAACUCGACGAGCCCCUUCUCGCCCUCCGCCUCGCCUCCGCGAACGUCGGCCUUUGCCCACAAGCUCACCACGCCACAACAGCGGGGCGACCCUUUCGCCGCACCCUCCUGA
Messenger RNA from Acanthamoeba castellanii str. Neff, 831 nucleotides. RefSeq lists its product as uncharacterized. Bases 1 to 831 code for a protein of 276 amino acids. NCBI's taxonomy places the organism in Eukaryota, Discosea, Longamoebia, Acanthamoebidae. The record is from RefSeq and is a predicted model, not a curated record. The transcript has 2 exons.